AUGGCAUCACCACCAUCCUACACCGCCACAGCCGACCCCAGACGGGAGAGGCUACCGCCAUACAAAGCGUCGCACGGCUUCGCCAACAGUCAAGAAGAGCUUGCCGCGCUCAAAGAAUUCGCCGAGUCCAAGCUAUUCGUCGAUGCUGGGUCCAAUGGCAUGUUACCGGAUCUUCGUGGGGGAGCGGGAGGACUACAGUCUCUCACGUGGGGAGGGCCGAUGGGUUCCCGGAAUCCUUAUUGGGAGGUUGGGUGGCCUGAGCCGGAGAGCAAGGAAGAGCGCAAGAGGCGAAAGCAGCAGGAGAAGCAGAGGAAGAAGGAGGAGAAGGAGAGGGAUAAGGAGAAAGAACACGAGAGAAGAGGAAGCGUCGCCGAGAGGCUGAUGAGGGUCAUCAGUCGAGGCAGCAGUAAAGAUGGAGACACGGUUUCUUGA
Messenger RNA from Fonsecaea nubica, 432 nucleotides. RefSeq lists its product as hypothetical. The transcript has a single exon. Lineage: Eukaryota; Fungi; Ascomycota; Eurotiomycetes; Chaetothyriales; Herpotrichiellaceae. The record is from RefSeq and is a predicted model, not a curated record. The coding region runs from base 1 to 432 and encodes 143 amino acids.